Molecule: messenger RNA, 1293 nt
Organism: Malassezia sympodialis ATCC 42132
Lineage: Eukaryota; Fungi; Basidiomycota; Malasseziomycetes; Malasseziales; Malasseziaceae
Gene: ALG1
Product: chitobiosyldiphosphodolichol beta-1,4 mannosyltransferase
Cellular component (GO): endoplasmic reticulum
Molecular function (GO): mannosyltransferase activity
Source: RefSeq, a predicted model, not a curated record
AUGCUGGCGCUGGCGGUCGCCGCCCUCGUGGUGCUGGCCACCCUGCUGCUGGGUCGCAUGCGCGCCCCGGCGAGGCGGACGGCCAUGGUGAUUGUUCUUGGAGACGUGGCACGCAGUCCGCGCAUGUGCUACCAUGUGCGGAGUCUCGCCGACGCCGGCUGGUCCGUCGCUGUCGCCGGGUACUUGGAGACGCGGCGGCCCGCCGAUCUCGGCCCGGGCGUGCGCUGUGUGCCCCUCUGGACGCCACCGCAUGCGCUCCAGUCCCUGCCGCGCGCGCUCUUUGCCGUGGUCGCGCUCGUCAAGGUGCCGCUGCAGGCCGUGACGCUUCUAUGGCAGAUCGUCACGCACACGCCGCGCCCGUCGCUCGUCCUCGUGCAGACGCCGCCUGCGAUCCCGACGCUGGGGGUCGUGCGCCUGGCAUGUGCGAUCACGCGCAGCACCCUCGUGAUCGACUGGCACAACCUGGGCUACACGCUGCUCGCACUCAAGCUCGGCGCACGCAGUCCCCUUGUGGCCGUGGCCCGCACGCUCGAGCGGUGGCUCGGCGCACGCGCGGAUGUGCACCUGUUUGUCACGCAUGCCAUGCGCACACAGCUGCUCACGCAGUGGCGCCUCCGCGGCCGCACGGCCGUCCUGCACGACCGCCCGCCCGCCCACUUCCACCGCCUGUCGCCGCCCGAGCGCGACGAGUUCCUCGCGCGCCACCCUGUCUGCGCGGGCAGCGGGCGCGCGUGCAAGCUCGUGGUAUCGAGCACGAGCUGGACACCCGACGAGGAUAUCGGCAUGCUCCUGGAUGCCGCGGCGCUGUACGAGACGCUGGCUCGCCGCGACCCCGCCGUGCCGCCCAUCUGCGUGGUCAUCACAGGGCGCGGUCCGCUGCGCGAAGCGUACGAGCGCGACAUGGCCGCGCGUGCGCUGCGCGAGGCAUGGUCGCAUGUGACCGUGCGCACCGCGUGGCUCGCGGCGGACGACUACCCGCGCCUGCUCGGCGUCGCGGAUGUGGGCGUCUCGCUGCACACGAGCUCAUCCGGCAUCGACCUGCCCAUGAAGGUCGUCGACAUGCUCGGAUGCGGCCUCCCCGUGUGCGCGCUCUCGUUCGCCUGCCUGCCCGAGCUGAUCGAGUCGGGCGUGAACGGCGCCGUGUUUUCGUCGGCCUCGGAGCUCGCUACGUGCAUGGCCGACGUGCUCACAGGCCGCCGGCGCUUCCCGCACGCCGGCUUCCUCGGCGCAGACGCACCCACCUGGCAGGCCCAGUGGACGCGCACCGUAGCGCCGCUCCUUCCCCAUAGCUAG